Suillus paluster is the source of this 496-nucleotide messenger RNA. RefSeq lists its product as uncharacterized. Lineage: Eukaryota; Fungi; Basidiomycota; Agaricomycetes; Boletales; Suillaceae. The transcript has 4 exons. Gene Ontology annotation, biological process: intra-Golgi vesicle-mediated transport. Bases 29 to 367 code for a protein of 112 amino acids. The record is from RefSeq and is a predicted model, not a curated record.
CGCUACCUCUCCUUCGGAGUCCUUCCACAUGUCUUCGUCACGAACCACAGAAGACACCUAUGAAGCACAGAAUGACCAGCGACUAGAUGAAUUACAUUCAAAGAUACGCACACUUCGCGGAGUUACCACAGACAUAUACGAGGAUGCUGAAAGACAACAUCUGACUCUUGAUGACACAGGAAACGCUUUCUCUAGCCUUUCAACGUCCUUGUCUCAGUCCUCCCGACGAGCUGCGCAAGCAUUCGGUCUCUCUGGCGCAGGCGGCGUCAGGCAGAUGCGGAUAAUUAUGUAUGUCGUUGGCUGCUUUCUGACACUCUGGCUAGUUUGGAAAAUGAAGGGUAUUUGGUGGGCCAGCGAAAGCGCAUAAGCCAUUGUAGCUGCUCCAUGGGGCUAAAUUACGCUCGUACAUAUAUAGGAUAAUUUGUGUAAUAUCUAUACCCUUACAUGAAUCAGUGACAAAAACAAGAGGAGUAUUGAAAAGCGUCUUCCUCCAACU